CGGCUUCAGGCUCGCGUCGCUCCACUCCUGCCCGGUAGCAAAUUCCGUGGCCCAAGCGUAGGUGCAAGAUGUAGGAGUGCUCCACCGUCGCAUCACUCGCUUCACUCCGCCAGCAGCCGCGACCUUGCAAAGCUCACAGCUCCACAGGAUCGGCAGCCGCGUCAAGGUCCAGGAUCUGGUCAAGCAGGCGGCCAGAGAUGAAGAGCGCGAGCGGGCGCAGGAUGCUGUGCAGAAGCUUGUCUACAGCCUUGCCAAGGCCAAGGCGACGGUCCUCGUUGUCUGCUCUCAGCACCAUUGGGUCGCCUUGCUCGAUAUCCUCUGUGACAUCGGCUUUCACGAGGCAGAAAUACUGGAGCACGUCACCAGCCACCACCAGCACUCUGCCCGGCGCCGUCGACGAUCAGCUGGACGAGGAUACGCACCCAGCCAACGUCGAGAGUCUACUGGUCGCUCUGUUCGGCAAGGGCCGCCUGAUCAACAUCGAAGACGGCGGCUCUCACUCUGAGACGGCGCCCUACUUGCUCAAUCCUUCGAUGCGCGGCCUUCUGGCUCCCGUCCCUGAGCUGCGCCUCCUCAGCAAGUCCUACCAUCGAUGGUCGCUGAACGCUAGUGGUGGAGCCCACGGCUUUGAGACCGAGCGACGCCAUCUCGUGCGCACGGUACCGCUGCUGCUUGGGCGAGCGCUAAAGCCAGGCGAGUUGGACUGCUGCCCUGCCUUUGAGAAUCUGCUGCCCGCGUCAGUGACGGAUGACAUUGCCAAGGGAAAGUACACCGAGGCAAGGCACCACAGCAGAGACCAGGCAGUGGAGGAGAAGCGCGUCGAGACAAGGCAGAAGGCUCAUCAAGUGGGCAUGGAGCUUCUUGCCAAGUUAGAGGGCAAGCCGUCGGUCCUUGUCGUCUGCUCGUUCGAGGUGCAGCUUGUCCUCAGAGACUGCCUUGCGAAAGAGGACCCCCCUCCGCAGCUGCUGAGCGCCUCUGGUCUGAACGCCAACCUGAUGGCUUUCAGCGACAGCAACCAGACGACUCAGCUCCGCAGAUGGAUCUUCUUCCCUCCUGGUCGCCAGCUCUACCUCCUGCGGGCCAUAAACUCGACCAAGGCUAAGCAUCUGUCGCGCCCUGCGGUAAAGUGAGGCAGGAGAGGGAGAAGUUUGAGAUGGAGAGGGCAGAGAGGCAGAGAGCGAGGGUUGAGGACGAGGCAGCGGCUGGUGCACAUGAGGCUGCCCGUCGCAAGCGCAUCGAGGAGGAUAGAAGAGCGUGCAGCUCGACGCAAGCGAGAGAGAAAGCUGUGGCUGCUGCUGUAUGGUAUCUUCUUAACUAUACUGGUCAGCGCAAUAGACAGCCUCAAGAGACACGCAGUCGAGGCCACUGCACGCCAAAGGUCGAGCAGCGAGUGACACAAUGCAGCGCGCUUUCUCUCGCGCAAGAUUGAGCAGACUCGUCGCACCUUAG
Jaminaea rosea is the source of this 1449-nucleotide messenger RNA. RefSeq lists its product as hypothetical. The record is from RefSeq and is a predicted model, not a curated record. Lineage: Eukaryota; Fungi; Basidiomycota; Exobasidiomycetes; Microstromatales. Bases 198 to 1130 code for a protein of 310 amino acids. The transcript has a single exon.